This is a messenger RNA of Plectropomus leopardus (leopard coralgrouper), 3200 nucleotides long. It is a transcript of the gene mid2, whose product is annotated as midline 2. NCBI's taxonomy places the organism in Eukaryota, Metazoa, Chordata, Actinopteri, Perciformes, Serranidae. Gene Ontology annotation, biological process: protein localization to microtubule. Gene Ontology annotation, molecular function: microtubule binding; zinc ion binding. The record is from RefSeq and is a predicted model, not a curated record. Gene Ontology annotation, cellular component: microtubule.
CACAGCCGAGUUGGACAGCAACAUCUUAAACACGCGUUAAUGAUCCGGCGGCGACUCAAGCAGAUCAGUUUUGUUUUGGGGCGUUGUCAUAAACACUCCACACUGUUGUGUGAUACACAGAUCCGUCAGGCACCGACACAGCGUGUGUGAUCCCCCAGUCACUGACUCGUCAAAACUUCUGCGCUUACCAACUGUGAUCUUCACUGCGAGCGUCACAUUGUUGCCAGCCACUGCUACAAGUCGACAUACGGAGCUGUCACGGCGAACUGAGCCCAGCGUCGUCCACAGCGGUGCAGCUCAUUGCUAACUAGGCUGCCUCCAAGCCCACAGGUAAUCGGCCAGCUUCCGUGGGAUUUGAUGUCACCUCUAGAUUGGUUCAACUGAAGAUGGAAACACUGGAGUCUGAGCUGACCUGCCCAAUCUGCCUGGAGUUGUUUGAGGAUCCCCUGCUCUUGCCCUGUGCCCACAGCCUGUGCUUUAACUGCGCUCACCGCAUCCUGGUGUCUCACUGCUCUACCAGCAAGCCCCUCGAGUCCAUAUCGGCCUUUCAGUGCCCCACCUGUCGUUACGUCAUCACGCUGAAUCACCGCGGCCUGGAGGGCCUUAAGCGCAAUGUGACGCUGCAGAACAUCAUUGACCGCUUUCAAAAGGCCUCCCUUAGCGGCCCCAAUUCCCCCACUGAGAGCCGGCGUCUGCAGCCGCAGCGGCCCUACACCGCCACCAUUAGCGGUACAAUAGCUGGAACAAUUGGCGGCGGUGGAGGUGGCACGAGUGGAAGUAGCGCCCGCGGCAGCCCGGCCACUUCCAGCCACUCCCACCCGCACGCCAACCACACCAACCACGCCAACCACACCAACGCAAACCAUAGCCCAGCUGUUGUUGCUAAAAUGGAUCCUCGCAUCAGCUGCCAGUUCUGUGAGCAGGAUCCGCCGCGUGAGGCCGUCAAGACGUGUGUCACGUGUGAGGUGUCAUAUUGCGACCGAUGCCUCCGCGCGACACACCCUAACAAGAAACCGUUUACCAGCCAUCGUCUGGUGGAGCCGGUGCCAGACACUCACAUCCGCGGCCUGACCUGCCUGGAGCACGAGAACGAGAAGGUCAACAUGUACUGCUUGGUGGAUGACCAGCUCAUUUGUGCCCUCUGCAAGCUGGUGGGACGCCACCGAGAGCACCAGGUGUCCUCGCUCACUGAACGCUUUGAUAAGCUUAAGGCUUAUCAGGUGAGCCCGGGCAGAGUGUCAGAUGCGGUAAUGGAGGCUUCAAAGACAAGCGCUGCGCAAACCCUGGAGAACAACCUGACCAACCUGGUGAAGAGGAAUAGUGAACUGGAAAACCAAAUGGCAAAACUCAUCCAGAUCUGUCAACAGGUUGAGGUGAACACAGCCAUGCAUGAAGCCAAGCUGGUGGAGGAGUGCGAUGAGCUUGUGGAGAUCAUCCGCCAGAGAAAACAGGUCAUCGCUGUGAAGAUCAAAGAAUCCAAGGUGAUGAAGCUGCGUAAGUUGGCUCAGCAGAUUGCAAACUGCCGCCAGUGUCUAGAGCGCUCCAGUGCUUUAAUCACACAAGCAGAGCAGAGCCUGAAGGAGAACGACCACGCCCGCUUUCUCCAGACCGCCCGAAAUGUAGCAGAAAGGGUUGCCAUGGCGACAGCCUCCUCCCAGGUACUCAUCCCUGACGUCAACCUGAACGAGGCUUUUGACAACUUCGCCCUGGACUUCUCGAGAGAGAAGAAGAUUCUGGAAGGGCUAGAUUACCUAACAGCUCCCAACCCGCCAUCCAUAAGAGACGAACUGUGCACCGCCUCCCAUGACACCAUCACUGUUCACUGGACGUCAGAGGACGAGUUCAGCGUCACCUCCUAUGAGCUGCAAUACACCAUCUACACCGGCCAGACAAAUUUCAUCAGUUUAUACAACUCUGCAGACAGCUGGAUGAUCGUACCCAACAUCAAGCAGAACCACUACACGGUGCACGGCUUGCAGAGCGGCACCCGUUAUAUCUUCUUUGUCAAGGCUAUCAACCAGGCGGGAAGCCGCAACAGUGAGCCAGCCCGUCUCAAAACCAACAGUCAACCCUUCAAGUUAGACCCAAAGACGGCCCACAAGAAGCUGCGUCUGUCCAACGACUGUCUUACCAUGGAGAAGGACGAGAGCUCGCUGAAGAAGAGCCACACCCCGGAGCGCUUCAGCGGCACGGGCUCCUACGGCGCGGCUGGUAAUGUCUUCAUUGACAGCGGGUGCCACUACUGGGAGGUGCUGCUGGGAGCGUCCACAUGGUAUGCCAUCGGCGUGGCUUACAAAUCAGCCCCGAAAAAUGAAUGGAGCGGCAAGAACUCGUCCUCAUGGGUGUUCUCUCGCUGCAACAACAACUUUAUGGUGCGCCACGACGGCAAGGAGAUGUUGGUGGAAGCGAGCCUGCAGCUGAGGCGGCUGGGUGUCCUGCUGGACUACGACAACAAUUCACUGUCCUUCUAUGACGCCAUGAACUCCCAGCACAUCCACACCUUUGAAAUCUCCUUCCUCCUGCCCGUUGUACCCACUUUCAUGAUCUGGAACAAGUCAGUCAUGAUACUCUCAGGGCUUCCCGUCCCCGACUUUGUCGAUGGUCUGGCGUCAGAUCUUCAAGAGCAGCAGCAGCAGCAGAUGGGCUUGUGCCGGCAAGAGUCGCCAUAUUUGACCGGGAUGAAAUCCUGCCACUGAGAAAAGCCGACCAACGGCCUGGCGGAGUCCACUCAGGCCCGGUGACUGAAAGGUUGAUUGGAAGCUGAAGGACACUGACAGUGUGACUGAGUUCUGCUCUGUCCUCCGAGUUAAGAGUGGGUCAGUUACUUUCUUAUGGAUUUAGAAAGUGUUGGAGAUAUGCACACCAGUCUGGAAAAAUGUCUGUCAUGUUAGCGAGCCAAUGCUUUGCAAAUCCAUCAGCGAAUGGGAACAAGGUCUGCAAAUGUCAGUAGACCUAAAAUUCAUCUGAUGCCCUAGAGUCACUGAGGACAGGGCUGGACAUCUGGUUUUAUGACCAUUUCAGGUCUUCCUUUUUGAUUUAUCUUCCUCCUGAAUUGACCCUAGGCAGACGACCAAGGAGGGAAUGUUCUCAUCAGCCAUUCAGAGUUUGAAGUUACAACAUGUGAACAGUGAGGUUAAAAAUGUCUCACCUGCAGUCAUUAAAAAAUACAGCAACAUGCAGGAAAAAAAAGUGAAGAAUCC